ACGCUAAGCUUUUGUUUACCUUCUAGGAAAUAGCUCAAUCGCAAAAUAAAUUGAACACGAAUUUAUUUCUGUUUAUUCACAACAAAUUAGUUUAUUAACUAGAAAACUAAAUCCAAUCACCAAUAGAAAAACAUGCCAUUAAAAUUUUCAUUCCAGCCGUUUUCCAAUCAACUCUCCCGAACAUAAUUUUUCAUUUCAAAUAAUUUCCAUUAAAAACUCGCUAACAAACUUUUUCUUUGGUUUCAGAUCGCCAUUUAAAACUCAAAACAACGUUCCAAAUUUAAAAAUGUUCCGUUACUGGUUGUGUUUUGUUUUUUUCUUGGCGGGUAACUGCGGCGCGAAUAACUGUAGGGACGCCAACCUUUGCUGUCCGGGGCGGGAUAGUGCCUGUGUGGUGCAGAAGGCGCAUCAGAACGCAAUUAUUGAGGAUUUGACGGACAAGCCGUGUUACUGUGACCAUGCGUGCUUGAAGUUGGGAGACUGCUGUUCGGAUUUUAGAGAAACUUGCGGAGUGGUCGACUGCGACGUGUCGCCUUGGGGCUCGUGGUCGACAUGCGACACGCGCUGCGGCGCCGGCAGCAUGGUGCGCACGCGCCGCGUGAUUCGCUCCCCGGCACGAGGCGGCCGCCAUUGCCCCUCGCUGGUGCAACGUCGCGCGUGCCAGGAGCACCAGGGAUGUCCGCAUGACAGCAUGCUGAUGCAGCGGGACGAGACGGCGAUGAUCCUGCCCGGCGCUUUGUCCGUCAGCCGCCACUUCAACGCGACCUCCGACAUCCGUAAGAACCUGCGUAUGCGCAACCCGGAUGACCCUGAAGCCAACGCGCAUAGAGAGUACUGCGUGGAAUUCCAAGUGACCAAGGUGUCGAAAGCUUGCCAUCUGGACUCGGACUACAAGGCGCUGAGAGAAGGCGAGAAAGUGUGUGUACUCUGCGAAGCCGCAGCGCUUCGUCGCGACCUAAAAUGGCGGUGCGGCGGUCAUGGCGUCACCGGCCACUCCACACGUUUCUACGCGCUGGUGGCGCCGCACUGCCGCGGCAAGUGGCAGCGCGCCGGCAGCCCCGACAAGCGCGACCACUGCUGCGCCAACCCUAACUUCAUAUUCGUGUAAAUGCUU
Cydia amplana is the source of this 1114-nucleotide messenger RNA. RefSeq names its product somatomedin-B and thrombospondin type-1 domain-containing protein (gene vex). Bases 287 to 1108 code for a protein of 273 amino acids. The transcript is spliced from 5 exons. The record is from RefSeq and is a predicted model, not a curated record. Lineage: Eukaryota; Metazoa; Arthropoda; Insecta; Lepidoptera; Tortricidae.